AUGGCGGCAUGCGGUUGUGUCAUUUGCAACACGCGCGGCGCUGCGCCCAACCCACUAAACUGUCGCAUUGUAACUGCGCAUGCGUAUAAGCUGCAGUCGGUACGCGUACACCUCCACCCUUGCAGAUGGUUCGACGGCUUCUACUGGUUGGGUUUGCAGAAUCGUACACUCGAACCGCCAAUUAAGCCAACAGUGAAGAGCGUCGUAGACACUACCAAUUUCGAUGCAUAUCCACCAGAUCCAGAGGGGCCACCGCCAGAUGACUUAACCGGCUGGGAUAAGGAUUUUUAAGCGAAAUUGUGGCAGCUUAGAAAGGGGCCAUAUAAAUAAGUGGGUUUCAAAUGAAAUGCAGAAAAAAUCUAUAAGA
Rhagoletis pomonella (apple maggot) is the source of this 367-nucleotide messenger RNA. RefSeq names its product cGMP-dependent protein kinase, isozyme 2 forms cD5/T2-like. The transcript has 2 exons. The record is from RefSeq and is a predicted model, not a curated record. Lineage: Eukaryota; Metazoa; Arthropoda; Insecta; Diptera; Tephritidae. Gene Ontology annotation, molecular function: ATP binding; protein serine/threonine kinase activity. Bases 1 to 291 code for a protein of 96 amino acids. Gene Ontology annotation, biological process: protein phosphorylation.